GGUGGCUAGAAGCCGAGAGGAGACACAUACGGGAGAUGCCAAACAUCAAAACGAGUGACGCCUCUUGUAUUCAAAGAUCGUUAAACAAACUACAUCAUCAUCCUGCGCCUUUGUUGUCAGACGGUACGCGACUGUUUAUCCUUCGAGAUAGCUAAUCUGGUCAAUUGUAUGGGAACAAAUAUAAAUAAUGUUCACAAUGAAUCGUAUUAUGCUACUGUAACUUAAUCGCCACGAUAGUGGGAUCUGUAGAAAAUUAAGUCGAAGGAGCCGGUGGCUAUCUAGGAGGAAGUUUGACAGAUCGAGGAGAGUACACAUGUCGUCUGCAGCAGGGACAGUGGAAAAUGCCUCCAUCAUUUCAGAGAGUGUGGCACACGAAGGAAACCGGUUGUGGAUAGGCAACAUUGAUCCCAAAAUCACAGAAUAUCACCUGGUGAAGUUGUUGGAGAAGUUUGGCAGUGUGAAACAGUUUGACUUCCUGUUCCAUAAGUCCGGGCCUUUGGAGGGGCAGCCACGUGGCUACUGCUUUGUCAACUUCAACACCAGAGAGGAGGCCGAGAGAGCGAUCCAGUGUUUAAAUGGGAAGCUAGCUUUGUCCAAGAAGCUGGUUGUGCGCUGGGCACACGCACAGGUGAGGAGGUUUGAAGGUUUCCGUAAUGACAAGACGAUGCCUCCGAGCCUUGAACCGUCAUCCAGCGGUGGGAAAGAGGACGGACCCAUUGCUACCAACCACCUCAGUACGAGUGCUAAGAUCCGCGCCAUCGAGGCCAAGCUCCAGAUGAUGGAGGAGAAUCCAGAUGAUGACUACUCGGGCCCGUCGGCCUACGUUUACAACAAGCCGCCAGAGAGGAAACGCUGGGAGCCCUAUUCUAAAUCACACCACAAUAACCAGAGCAGGCCCUUCCGCAAGUUUAGGAGAUGACCCAUCCUCCCACCCAUUUUGGAGAUCCCCCCAACCCUCUGCACCUACACACCGCAGCCACCAACCACACACAAACAGACUGUACAGAUACUGUAAAGACUACACACAUCCUAUCUGGGAAUAAAGUCAUUCAUAAAACUUUGGGAACCGGAACUCUUUGGAAGUAAUCACAGCAAUUAUGGACCAGUACCCAAAGUGGUUUUUAGUUGUUCUGGGUUACAGCAUCACUUGUUGUUUAGUCUUAACGUGUGCCCACGUACCUGGCCACCUUGCAGGUUGGAUCCAUUGUCAAUCUGCUUUCUCACUUUUGCAGAGAUUUCGUGCAGGUGAAUCAUACAGCCGUGAGUCACGUUGCUGGGGAAGAGAAAUGUUCUAAUUAAGGAGUCUGAAUGCUCUUAUUCUUUAAUGUUUUUAAUUUCAGGUUGUAUUAUUUAAAGGUGAAAUACAGUUUGUUUGGGUUUUUUUUUUUGUCUUUACUAAAGAUUUCAAUGAAGACGAAAUAAAGAGAUUUCCAACAGAUUUGUAUUAAUAGAAUCUGAACGAUAAGCCACAAGCCACUCAGCGAUUCGUACUGUAAGCUGUGGUAUUUUUGUGUGAUAUUACUUACUCUUUUCCAAAUAGUUUACCUGUUUUUUUUCCCCUUGGAUCCAAUUUUUUAUACGACUUCAGUCACACUCUUUUUACUGGCUUGUUUGUCGUGUGUGGAGCUUUGGUAUUUCUCUUGCCACAGUCUCUUUAUUUUCAUUUUUCAAUUAAAGAGAAUUCAGUAUCACACAAUA
This is a messenger RNA of Scatophagus argus, 1698 nucleotides long. It is a transcript of the gene rbm18, whose product is annotated as RNA binding motif protein 18. Lineage: Eukaryota; Metazoa; Chordata; Actinopteri; Scatophagidae. The transcript is spliced from 6 exons. Gene Ontology annotation, molecular function: RNA binding. The record is from RefSeq and is a predicted model, not a curated record. The coding region runs from base 314 to 919 and encodes 201 amino acids.